ACUGUGGUCCAGAGACGUUCUGAUUACAUACAGCCUUUCUUUAAAAAACAAAAAACAAAAUAAGAAACAUUCAGAAGUUUCCAAGUGCCCCUGACGUCUUGUCCGUGGGAAGAGUAGGGGAGCAAAGGGCCGGCACUGACUUCUGAGAAGCUUGUCUGAACUUCUCCCCACUGUGCAGCCCCUGGAAGUGUUCUCAGACGAGCAGAGAGAAACGGUCUCAGAGAGGAGCCCGGGCCCCAGUGGACUUCCUGCCGCCUCUUGGCCACUGUGCUUGGGACGCGUCUCCAGGCCCUGAGCCUUGGAGCCCCAGGAUGUCCAACCCCUUCCUGAAGCAAGUCUUCAACAAGGACAAGACGUUCCGGCCCAAGCGCAAGUUCGAGCCGGGCACGCAGCGGUUCGAGCUGCACAAGCGGGCGCAGGCGUCCCUGAACGCGGGGCUGGACCUGCGGCUGGCCGUGCAGCUGCCCCCGGGGGAGGACCUGCACGACUGGGUGGCCGUGCACGUGGUGGACUUCUUCAACCGCGUCAACCUCAUCUAUGGCACCGUCAGCGACGGCUGCACGGAGCAGUCCUGUCCGGUCAUGUCAGGUGGCCCCAAGUACGAGUACCGCUGGCAGGACGAGCACAAGUUCCGCAAGCCCACGGCGCUGUCCGCCCCCAAGUACGUGGACCUGCUGAUGGACUGGAUCGAGGUGCAGAUCAACAACGAGGACCUCUUCCCCACCAGCGUCGGCACACCGUUCCCCAAGAACUUCCUGCAGGCGGUGAAGAAGAUCCUGUCGCGGCUGUUCCGCGUGUUCGUGCAUGUCUACAUCCACCACUUCGACCGCAUCGCCCAGAUGGGCGCCGAGGCGCACGUCAACACUUGCUACAAGCACUUCUACUACUUCGUCAGGGAGUUCGGCCUCAUCGACACCAAGGAGCUGGAGCCGCUGAAGGAAAUGACCAUGCGAAUGUGCCACUGAGUGCCCCGACCACCCCCGGGCCUGUCCACCACCACGGAGGUGCCAUGUGGACCCGCACAUGCUCGGAUGAUGACGGUUUUGGACGUCCACGUCUGUUUUUCUAACCCAAGCGCCUCAGUGGACUUGGCCUCCAUUGUAGCCCGGACAUCCUCGACUGGGCCACUGCAUUUCCGUCUCCCUCCUGUUCUCAAGUGGCCGCCGCGGGUCCCAGCCUUCCUGAGCCUCGGUCUCCUCAUCAUUCCCACGAGGAGGUGGAACUUGAACCCUCACCCUGUGUGUCCUCUGACAGUAAAUGGAAAAACCCACUUUGCUUUUAAACCACUUGCUUUCGCCAGGAGGCUGGAGAGCUUCCCCAGAGUUGCUUCCAGCACGUGGUCUCGCCCUCUGGGAAGUUCCGCCCCAAA
Messenger RNA from Trichechus manatus latirostris (Florida manatee), 1369 nucleotides. RefSeq names its product MOB kinase activator 3A (gene MOB3A). The coding region runs from base 312 to 965 and encodes 217 amino acids. Gene Ontology annotation, cellular component: cytoplasm. The transcript has 5 exons. Lineage: Eukaryota; Metazoa; Chordata; Mammalia; Sirenia; Trichechidae. The record is from RefSeq and is a predicted model, not a curated record.